AUGAGUGUAGACAGCCUGCUGCUGCAGAUGGGGGGAGGAGAGGAGCAUAUUCUUGGCAUCUCUGUCUUUUCUCUCAUGCUGCUACCUCUGGCGUUGUCUUGUGACAGCAACAGGACUAUGAGAGAGAUCGCUGAGGACUACGGGAAUGUCAUCUCCCCGCUCCUUCAGAACCUUGAGAACAACAUCACUGAAUCAUUAAAAGUGAUUAAUAAAACCUGCACGGAGAAGGAAAUCCCUGAAUGUGAGAAGGAUAAAGAGAGAGAGUUUAUCCACAACCUGCUGUGUAGCCAUAGCAGACUCAUCAGGCUCUAUAAACUAGAGAGGCUCAAGAGAGACAUCCUGUGCUCACUGGGCCGCCACUGUCCUAGAAAACAGAGGAGUCCACAAGGACAGAGCGCACACCAUCAGCAUCAGAAGAGAAAGAAGAAGCCAGGAGGAGAAGGGGAGGAGGAAAAUGAGAAAACUGAGGAGAACAGAGGGACCACUGAGGGAGGAGGGGAGAGGGUGGACAGUGGGAAACAGCAGGGACGAGAGAAAGGGGAGGGAAGCAGGAGCACAGAGGCCAUGGAGCGGAGGAGGAGACGGUGUGGACUGAAGGUGUUUGUGGACAGCCUGAAGGAGUGCUACAUGUCCCUGGCUGAAAGACAUGGAGACCUGACAUGAGAGGAGAGGAGAGACGCAGCCCGGAGCUAAUCGUACCAAGAACCAACAAACUUACUGUAAAGUGUGUACAGUUACGGUAAAAAAAAAAUAAUUAUACUAUAUGUCCUGUAAAGUAGUAUUGUCUUGCCUAACACUUACUUAGGAUAAAAGCAUCUGCUAAAUAACCAUCCUAUGGAAUUACUAUAAUAGACAUAGGGGAAAAUCUGUGUGGUACCUAACAAAGUGGGAGGUGUUCUGUUGCAAUGAUGAAACUCUUGUGUCGCAAUGGUAAGUAUGUGGCACAGUG
This is a messenger RNA of Coregonus clupeaformis (lake whitefish), 949 nucleotides long. RefSeq lists its product as uncharacterized. The record is from RefSeq and is a predicted model, not a curated record. Lineage: Eukaryota; Metazoa; Chordata; Actinopteri; Salmoniformes; Salmonidae. The transcript has 5 exons. Bases 1 to 663 code for a protein of 220 amino acids.